This is a messenger RNA of Pristis pectinata (smalltooth sawfish), 1406 nucleotides long. It is a transcript of the gene ctnnbip1, whose product is annotated as catenin, beta interacting protein 1. Lineage: Eukaryota; Metazoa; Chordata; Chondrichthyes; Rhinopristiformes; Pristidae. Gene Ontology annotation, biological process: negative regulation of Wnt signaling pathway. The coding region runs from base 176 to 421 and encodes 81 amino acids. The transcript is spliced from 4 exons. Gene Ontology annotation, molecular function: beta-catenin binding. The record is from RefSeq and is a predicted model, not a curated record. Gene Ontology annotation, cellular component: nucleus; beta-catenin destruction complex; cytosol.
GCCCCCGGCGGCGGAGCGCGCUCACUGCAGGACGGGCGCCCGGCGCGGCCCGUCUCACUCGCCCGACUCCUGGCCGGAAGGCGCCGGCGUUCCCUCACACCCGGCACGGCGGGCGGAGGCAGCCUGGCAGGAACGCGGCCGGCAGCGUGAUAACGGAGUGACUGGAGCUGAGCAGAUGAACCGUGAAGGUGCCCACGGGAAGACUCCCGAUGAGAUGUACAUCCAACAGAAGGUGCGAGUGCUGCUUAUGCUGAGGAAGAUGGGAUCAAAUCUAACUCCAAGCGAAGAGGCUUUUCUACGAACAUAUGCCGGAGUAGUGAACAGCCAGCUUAGCCAACUUCCACAGCACCCAAUUGAUCAGGGUGCGGAGGAUGUUGUGAUGGCUUUCUCCAGACAAGAAACAGAGGACAGGCGGCAAUGAAAGGAUUUGGGUGGCAGGCAGCAAGAUUAUGGACGAUUCUUAAUGCAGAUUCCAGAGUGCUCACAAGUUGCUUGUCUUCUCGUGUACUGUAGCAUCGCAGCAAUGUCUGUGUUGUUAUCUGGACUGCUUCUAACGACCAGGGGCAAAAAGACCCAUUUUCUUUUUGGUUGGUCAAAGGGAUUCACUGUCCUCAUGUAUUUUAAUUUGUGUGCAUUGUCUUUAUUUUUUUAAAGUAUAUUACGACUGCUCCUGGUUUGCAGCAUAACUGCAGCUGGGAUGUUGUGUGACACAAGCUAGGCUCUGCCUCUGACACUCUGCAUUGAAGCUUCACUUGUGCACUCCUACGGUGGAAGGAGAUGCAGUGUUUUCCAGUUCUUGCUGGUGGACUCUGUGGAGAAUUGACUGACAUCACAUGUCCUUUUACUGCAGCCUAAUAAACACAACAAGCAGCAAAAGCUCCUCCCUGGAAACAGCACCAUAUGCAACAAGUGAAACAUUAGUUUAAGUUUCAUUUUUAGAUCCUACUAAAACUAAUAUGGUUAUUUGUUCUUUUUGUAUCAGCAAUACAGCUGCUUGAAACAAAGUUUAAAACCUUGGACAAUUUAUUUGUGUACAAUGACCAAAAUGUAAUCAAAAUGCUUGUGUUAUUAUGUCCAAUACCUUGCCCUCCCCUCCCAUACUUUUUUUUAAGGAAAAUGGCUGACACUGAAUAACAAUUUACUUGAAGGAAACACUCCAGAGGACAUAAGCAACGUACUUAACAAACUGACUUAUGCAGCAGAGGUAGCAGAGCAGCAAGUCAUCAGGGAGAGAUCUGGCUUUAACGAUCCAUGCAGCUGGUUACUGAUUUCUGAGGAUGCCGUUACUGAGGUAACCAUCCCCAACGUGGUGUCAUUGGCCUUGUGAGCCCAAGGCCAUCCAUUUAAUUGAUACCUCUGCACCCGAGUCCUUGAUGUUAAUAAAGUGAAUGUCUGCUUUGUCUCUA